Messenger RNA from Nerophis lumbriciformis (worm pipefish), 6681 nucleotides. Lineage: Eukaryota; Metazoa; Chordata; Actinopteri; Syngnathiformes; Syngnathidae. The record is from RefSeq and is a predicted model, not a curated record.
AUGGAUCCCGAAGAGGCGGAGCUGCAGAACGACUACCGCUAUCGCAACUAUGCGGCGGUCAUCGAGAAAGCGCUGCGAAACUUUGAAUCGUCCAGCGAGUGGGCGGAUCUCAUCUCUUCUUUGGGCAAGCUCAACAAGGCCCUGCAGAGUAACCUGCGCUACUCCCUCCUGCCUAAGAGGCUGGUCAUCGGCAAACGUCUGGCCCAGUGCCUUCACCCGGCCUUACCCAGCGGGGUGCACCUCAAGGCUCUGGAGACCUACGAGGUCAUCUUUAAGAUUAUUGGCACAAAAUGGCUGGCCAAGGAUUUGUUCAUAUACAGUUCGGGUCUGUUCCCGCUGCUAGGCCAUGCCGCCAUGGCAGUGAAGCCGGUUUUGCUGACGUUGUACGAGCGUUACUAUCUGCCGCUGCAGAGGGCUUUGCUGCCCAGUCUUCAGGCUUUCAUUACGGGGCUGCUGCCGGGCUUGGAAGAGGGACUGGAAGUCAACGACAGGACGGACGCCCUGCUGCUCAAGCUGUCUCUGCUUGUGGGUCCGCAAGUGUUCUACGGAGCCUUGUGGGGUUGCAUUCUAGUCAGCCCUACGGUGCGCCUACCUGCCACGGUCUUCAUCGUGGCGCACUUCGACCGCACUUUGCCACUGCAACAGCGGAAACACAUGCUCGGUUACGACCGCCGCCUGGCGAUGAAGUCUGUAUGUCUUUCCCUGCAAGACUCCAAUGUGCUGGUACAGAGGAAUAUGCUGGAAAUUCUGCUCUUCUUCUUCCCUUUGGCCACUUCCCUGGACCCAGCAAAGGCCAUCGUGGUCGUGACCACGGAUGACAUGACUACAAUGGUUUCCGCCGCAACGCUCACAUUACUCCGCAGGGACAUGUCCCUAAAUAGGCGCCUCUAUGCAUGGCUUCUAGGCACAGACAUCAAAGGGGAGAUGGUUGCUCCACAUCCAAGCAUGUCUUCUUCAGCAGAGGAACAUAUGUUGUUUUACUUCAACACAUACUCCAAGGAUCUUAUUGUGAAGGGUCUGAUUAACAUCCUCAAACAGAAGGAUGCCGAGAGCAAACCGGAGAACGUGAUUGGCUACCUCAGGCCUUUUCGCAUCAUUAUCAGCUUGCUGGAUAAACCGGAGUUGGGCCCAGCGGUGUUGAGCUGCGUGCUGUUGGAGGUGGUCCGAGCCUUUUACGGCUACUGUCGGGAGAUGCUGGGCGCAGAUGCCAGCACCAGGCUCUCGAGUAACCAGUUAGCCAGUAUGAUGAAAGAGAACAAGAACGCGUCGGAGAUCAUCAAAACCAUGAACAUGCUGGUGAGCUCCAUGAACAGCGAAUACCUGUGGGAGUACAUGACACAAUGCUUCUGCAAGUGUCUCAGUGACGACAACAACGGUCCGCCCGCGUCUCAGCCAGACAGCGAUUGUCCUGCUCCUUCCCUGGCAGAAAUGUCCGCUCUCAUCAUUUUUCUGCUCGAUGUUCUUCCUCUGGAACUUCACACCGAUAUUCAGUCCCACUUGUUACCCGAGAUGCUGGGCACCAUGUUGCGGAGCCUGCGCGCCCACAUGGACUCGGUCGGCUUGGAAGACGUCACGCAAGGCCUCCGCGCCUGCUUCAAGGUUCUAAGUAAGAUCCAGAUGCCCGUGGCGUUCAUGGACUUUGAAGCCGAAGACGACGCUAGCCAAACGGAGAUGCGAGCACAAACGGAGGCGGACCGUCUGACUCAGGAUCUAGAGAAGGAAAGCGAGGGAGAUGACGGCGUAAGGCAGCAUAACGGCCACCAUGCAGACGAGGCGGAAGCCGCCGACGCCGUUUACCCGACGCUCCGCUCGGAAGACAGCGGGCUGGGCGUCAGCGCCUCGCCGUCGGAGCAGCAUCUCCCGCCCGUCGGGGGAAACGGCAAAAAUGGUUACGGAGUCUGGAGAAAGGGCGGCAGCGUUCACACCACCACCCGAUGUCUGCAGGACAUCAUGGCUUUCAUAGCCACAAGACACCUGCUGGUACAGGUGGAAGAUGUUGACGAACGGGAGGAAAAGUUCAGCACCGCGACGGCAUCUGCCGCUCAUCUGACAUUAUUACGAAGCAUGAGCGGAUUGGAGAUUAAAGACAAACUGACAGAGAUUUUUACCCCGAACAAGCCGAAACAUCAGCCCGCUUGCGAAGUCCAACCGUCGGAGAAGACACCGGAGCCCGGCCGUCGUCCGGAUUGGGAGUCCGGGUACCGUCCGCGAAGCAGGUCCGAAAUCCCCGAGGCGUGUCGACAAGCCUUCGCGGCCACCUGCAACCUACUCUUGGAGUGUACCACCUUUCCUGUUUACCUAAGCGAAGAGGAGGCGCUGGCUCUCCACACGGACAUGUUCGGGGAAACAGGAGGGAAACGGGAGUGCUUGCCCCUUUGGCUGAGGUCUCUGAUGACGCUGUGCUGCACGUCAAAGGACCUCAAAAUCCAGCACAUGGCGGUGGCCUCUCUGUUGGAGCUCAUCAACCACUCCCAAUCGUUAGCGCUGGUCAUCCAGGACAAGAGGAGGCGCUACCAGAUGUCGGACUGCAACCCGCUGAGCGGUCAACUGCAGAUGGUCACCGUGCCGCCCAUUUAUCCCGCUUUGCUCAGGGCCAUAGAAGACGACACCGACUUUUACCAGAGGGUGGCCUUGGUGCUUUGGAACCAGCUGGACACGGAGCGCCGCGAGCAACACGCCGCCUGCGUGGAGCUCUUUUACCGCCUUCACUGUUUGGCUCCGUCGCCGAACAUCUGCGAGGACAUCAUCUGCCGGGCGCUGACGCAUCAGGAGAAGGCUGUUCGUCUGGAAGCCUUGCACCGCUUCUCCAUUCUCUGGCACCUGACCCGGGAGAUUCACACCAACAGGAACUGCCGCUCCUUUGACAGGUCUCUCUGCGUGGUGGUGGAGAGUCUACGCUGCACGGACGGCUCCAUCAGCGCAGCGGCGCAGUGCUGGCUGGUGCGGGCGCUGUCCCUCAAUGACGUGGUGCGGAUCCUGGAGCCCAUCCUGCUCUUGUUGCUUCACCCGUCCACUCAGCGUUGCUCCAUCCAGGCCAUUAAACAAAAUGUCACAGCAGGCAACCUCAAAAUUCUAAGCAACAGAAGCCGCUGGUCCGCCAAAGCGACGGACGCCGCGUCUACGGCGACGGAUGCCCGGGACUCUGAGAACGCGGUCGACCGAGAAUCCCUGUGGUCGCAACUGGACGGCGGACCCGAGCCGUCCGACCCGGACGACGCUUCGCCCGUGUCGGUCAGCGAAGGCGAGGAAGACGACGAGGCCGAGAGUGAGCGCACGGAAUCGGCCGACACCGGCGGCACUCGGCCGUCGGCGGAGACCUCCGAGGAGAGCUCCGCGCCGGACGGCCUGCGGCGGGCCGAGUCGGAGCGCACGCAGGCGUCGGACUCGCUGUCCAGCGAAGACGAAGAGGAUCUGGAGUUGGAGGCCAUGGCCAGAGCUCGUCUUUUGAAAGAGGAGCGCGAGAAGAAGGAGGCCAUCGGUUCGCUCUUCCAUCACGUGCUGAUCUACCAGGCGGUAGGCGGCUGGCGGCGGCUGCUCCGAGGCUUGGCGCUGCUGGACAGCCUGCUGAGGAGCAGCGCCGAGUGCCCCCUGGUGGAGGCCUUGUCCGCCACCUGCCUGGACGGCGGCGGCGGCGGCGCUCACCUCGACCUGGUUUCCAACCUCUUGCGACGCCACCAGCAGGCUCAAGACGGCCUGAGCUUCUACGAGCCUCCGUCUUCCCCUUCCGCCGCGCCGCCUUCCCUCCUUCUGGAGCUGCUCAUCGACCUGUGCCUGCGUUUCCUCCGCUCUCACUACUCGUCCUACCAGAACACGGGACCUCUGGACCUGCAGGGCAACCGAGACGUUCAGGUGAAAAGCGUGGAGGUGCUGACCCGCGUGGCGGAGCAGCUGGCCCGCGUGGCGCGAGGACAGGAGGGCGGCCCGGAGCUUGUGGGCAAACUGCUCGCCGCUUGUAAAGUGCAGGAGUACGCCUUACUGGCGCUUUCGGCUUCGAUGUACGUAAGCCAAAGAGGAACGUCCAAAGAGCCGCCGGACGAAGACGGCGGAUUGUCCGAGGAGAGUUUGGUCAACGUCGGGAAAGGGGAAGGGCACGAGCAAUAUCCCUUGCAGAUGGAGUUACUCAAACUGCUCCGCGCUCUCAUCGUCUUGGAGUACCACGCGUGGCCCGGCUCGGGCGGGGCUCCCGCCGCCCAAUCCCCCGUCGGCAACCCGCUGACCCGCGGAUGGCAGACGGCCGUCCUGUUUCAGCAGUCCAUCAAGGCGGCUCAGUACGUGCAAAGCCACCCCAUCACGGCCCAGGGGACGUUCGUUUCAGCCGCCGCCGGCGCACUGCGGCCGCAGUACGGUUACGCCAUGCACCCCCACUGGGUGGCGCUUUUGUGCUCCUCGCUGCCGUACCUGGGGCGCUCGCUGGGCAUCGUGGUGGCGCCCGUCAUCGCGCAAAUUUGCGCCAAUUUGGACGAACUGGUUAAGAUGUACGAGCACGACGGAGGAAGGGCCAAUCACAGACGAGACAACAUUGCUCCAGACUACCUUCUGACUCUUCUUGAAGGCCUGACUACCAUUAUGCACUACUGUCUAUUGGACAACAAAAGGACCUCGGUGACCUGCGAUCCCGUGGAUGUCCGUAACGCACGCAGCGCCGUACUGGAGGCGCUGCCGCAGGUGCUGGGUAGCAUGGCAUCGCUGUGGGGCGCGCUUAUGAAGGAAGAGUCCCACAAGCGGACACCUGACGCCGCGCAAAGCGGCAAACGCACAUCAUGCGUCUUCUUUAAAAGUCCCAAGAUUCUACGCCAGCGGAUAUUACAGUUUCUCCUCCCCCUGACGAGUCAGUACGGGAUUCCGCUCAUGGCUUCGCUGGGGGCCGCCUGGCACAGCAGAAAGAGUAAAAGGAGGCACGCAAACAAUGUUUUACCUGAGGUCAGUCCGUCUCGUCUAACUAUUGUGGAGCUGGUGAAGUCCCUAAACACCUUGCAAACCGACGCCAUCCUGCAAUUGGUCAAGGAAGUUGUGAAGAAGCCGCACCAGCUAAAAGGAGAUCAGAAGUCAACCUUGGUCGACGUCCCCUUGUUGCAGUUUACGUACGCUUAUAUCAGGAGCGUUCCAGCGGCCGUCUUGCAGGAGAACGUGGCCCCGCUCCUCAGUCUACUACGGGAGUCUGUCCAACUCAACUUGGCGCCACCAGGCCACUUCUUAUUGCUGGGCAUCCUCAAUGAAGUUGUCAAUCGACUCCCCAAUUUGGACAACAAGAAGGACACUCGAGAUCUGCAGGAGGUGACGCAGCGCAUCCUGGAGGCCGUGGGCGGAAUCGCCGGCUCGUCCUUGGAGCAGACCAGCUGGCUGAGCCGUAGCCUGGAGGUCAAAGUUCAGCCUCAGGUUUGUCCGGACGCGGAGGAGCCGGACGACGCCGACGCGGAAGCCGAACACUGUGAUUCGGUGGCUCAAGCCGGCACUAUGGUUUCAUCCUCGGCGCCGUCGGUGUACAGCGUGCAAGCCCUCGUGCUCCUAGCUGACAUUUUGGCACCGCUACUUGACAUGGUGUACCGCAGUGACGAGAAGGAGAAAGCGGUGCCUCUCAUUUCUCGGCUCAUGUAUUACGUUUUCCCCUACUUGAAGAAUCACAGUGCUUACAACAUGCCUAGCUUCGAGGCAGGCGCUCAGCUCUUGAGCAGCCUGAGUGGCUACGCUUACACCAAGAGGGCCUGGAGGAAAGAGGUCUUUGAACUCUUCAUGGAUCCCCUUUUCUUCACCAUGGAGUCCUCCUGCCUGCCCAGUUGGAAAGCCAUCAUCGACCACUUGCUGACCCACGAGAAGACCAUGUUCAAAGACCUGAUGAGCAUGCAGAGCGGCUCCCUCAAGCUCUUCGCCAGCGCGGACCAGAAACCCAUGCUCGUCAAGCGCCAGGCGUUUGCGCUUUUCAGCGGGGAAUUGGAUCAGUAUCAUCUCUAUCUGCCCCUCAUCCAAGAGCGUCUGACCGAGGCUUUACGAACCAAUCCCGGCCCGGCGGUUUCGGCGCAGAUCUUCUUGAUGUUCCGCGUUCUCCUGCUGCGCAUUUCGGCGCAGCACCUGACGUCUCUUUGGCCCAUCAUGGUCACGGAGCUGAUUCGCAUCUUUGCACGUCUGGAGAAAGCUCUUCUGAUCGAUAAAGAUGUCUCAAAGCUGGCCAAAGUGGUCCGAGGAGCCCACGACAGGAACGCUCCCGUCAAUUUCUCCCAGGCGGAGUUGGACAUGUACCUGUCGGCGUGCAAGUUUUUGGACACGUCUUUGGCCUUCCCGCCGGAGAGGAUGCCUCUCUUUCAGAUGUAUCGCUGGGCGUUUGUCCCGGAAGUGGACGUGACGCACUACAGCGGUCCGGAGAACGCGGUCCUCGAGGGCGAACAAGAGUGCAAACCUCACGUCGUCAGAAUACUUGAAGGAAUACGGCAACGUUAUGGGACACACAACGGGCUGAGUGAAGAAUCUACCACGGAGCCCCCCGAGUUCCCUCUCCUCACCCAGUGUUCCUUGACCUCCAUCACCCACUUGUUGCCUUUCCUCGGCACCCUCUGCUGUUCCUUCCAAGGUCUGCCCGGCGACAGCCACCCGCAAGUGGCCGACUACCCCGCGGCCAAUCCGGACCUGGUUUUGGAUCGGCUGGAGCUCAUCAUUGAGGAUGAGUUUCUGGACAACAUGGAGAAUUGA